UUUCCAUUCUACUUAAAUAUCGACGCUAACGGCAUAAUUAGCGGGCGGCUUUAAGAAAGUAUCUGAAACAUUCGUGUCGUCGCAAAAGAGUGCUUUGCAGCGUCGAGUGAAACUAGAAAACCGCGCGGACAACGCUUUUAUUGCCCAGCUGGUGUAAUCUGGUAAACCAAAAACACCCGCGUAACUCCUCCUGAUCCGAAACACGCCCCCGGUCAUAGCGACCGGCACCAGCGGCGUGAGCUCGCAGUGAAGUCGGCGUACUUCGAAAAUUAGUCGAUGUUCAAUUCGCGGAUCCCAGGUGAGCAUCAACCGCAGCGCACGGCCGAUCUGGGUGGACUGGUGACUGGUCGACUGUGACCACAUGUUGUGCUGUUGUGUUCAGGCCCAACUGUGAACGGCGGUUCGCCACACAGGCCAUGACAGGUCAACAAUGGAUAAAGACUAGCAUCGUACUGCAAAUUGUUAGAUCAUAGUUAAUGGAUCAGAACAUGCAAUUAUUGGACUUCCAGGCCGGUCAAACUGUACGACUGCAUCAGAAUAGAGUUUAUACAUUAAAUCAGAUCAUUCGCUAAAAAUGGAGUCACUGAUUGACGCCACUAUUUUUUUUUUGUAGUCCAAAAAAUGGAGACCUCAGUGACCUAAUAGCCGUCUGAUGCAGCUAUGAGAUAAUAAAAUAACAUUAAUUUAUAGUCGUACUUUCAGGGAUUUCUCAGUAUUGACAUUGUGUCCAUCACAUCUGCCUCUGCGCUCGCGACGUUCGAACUCUGUGAAAACCGCGAAAGUUCUCAUCGCGUCAUGGAACGAAAGCGCUACAUUAGUGUUCUCGAACGCGUUUAAACUACACGGGAAGCUCGGCGCUUUGUUACAGUUCUUCCAGCGAGUUAAGUAUAAGUUACAACUUGAUACAAAAGAAUCGUAUCUUUCUCCAUUCAGACGGGUCAUAUUUUCAAGGAAAAAAAUGACAGCUAGGCCUUGUUAGGCUUUUAAAUAACAAUAUGACAGUGACGUUAGCCGAUUCCCGUUAGCCCAUGUCGAGUCUUCCGCUAAUAAUUUGAGCCUAAUUACACAGUUCAAGAAAAGUGUUCAUGUUUUUAAGCCAACAUAACUUUCAUUUUGGAAAACAGACAUUAGGUCUAGAUUAUCUGCGUUCACGGUGGUGUUUGCAAACUCAUGUAACGCUAGCAGUUGUAGGAGAUGUGGCCAGGCUACGUGUUGUAAUAGUCUCACGUUGUACCAAUGUUUAAUAUCCCUGUCCCUCUAGAAUAGCGGAUAGCCUUGAAACUUGUGACUGCUUAAUACGAAAUAAUAUUUACUGGCCACUUCUCCUCACAUGUCCAUUAGCUGUGGGAGGUUCAAUUGUACUCAACUAAUUAUUUGAAAGACAUUUAGUUACCGAAAGUGGUGAAACAAUACACCAGCCACAAAGCAAAGAGUAGAAAAAUAUCAGAAAAUAAACUAUUCUGUGGUGCAAUAUUAACAGUUUUAAGUUUCUUUAUUAUUUUCCAACUUGCUAAACAACCACUGGAACCCCCCCCCAUCCUCCCACACACAAAUGGGUUGGGAACUACUGUAAAUAAAAGUUGUUUGUUUUUAUGCAACAGGCGCCUCCGCAACAUGAGCACAGGGCCAAGGAAACAAGCUGCCUUCAUCCAGGGAAACCAGAGCACGAUUGAACAUGAUGCUUCUCACUCAGCGCUCUUCUACCUUUUCCAAGAAGUUUCCAAGCUGGCAUCUCCCGUUCACAACAGCUUCCUGGACCCAAAUCUGCCAUCUGCGUGGCUACACGAGACAUCUAGACAUGCUCCUCUGAUCGUCGAAAAAAAGGAGGAGGAUGGACAUCUGUUUAAAAUCUCCAAUGGUUCCUGCCAGUAUAGUUUGUCACCUUAUAAACAGAUGAAAAAGGUGAAGGAGGAGAAUCACUGCAGUAAGGUCACAACUGUGGUUGAGCCGCAUCCUAAAGGCAACAGCCCCUGGAAAGUAUUGAGUCUGAUCAAUCUGCAGUGUGAGAGGCUCCUCCAUCAAGGAGAUGUGGAAUCAGAACCAAGUUUAUUAUCAUCUACCACAAAAUUAGGCCAUUCAAUAGACAAAUCAUCGACUGCAACAGCGGAUGUAAUGGAUCAGAGAGUCGGCGGUGCAAGUGUUGAGUGCUCUCUGAGACCAUCCCUUAUCUGCGAGAGUCAAGUAAUCCCAUCCUGUGUCCGUCUUGCGGAUGGUGUGAGAGGGAACUGCAGAGCCAGAAGUUAUAAACCACAGUGCCGUGUGAAAGACUCCAAGGUUGGCUGCUGUGUUCAGUCACAGGCCGCCGAAAAUGUUUCAUUGCUCACUGUUGACAGACAAUGUGAGUGUAACCAGGAGUGUAGGAGGGUUUAUUCUGAACAAGAUAUUUUGCAUGCACCCUUCUCUGAAAAGUUUUCUUCAGAACCGCACAUCCCCUAUGCAUUCCUUGAUGCCCAGCUGACUUUUAAUUCAAAUGAAGAUGCAAAUGUGGCUCUGUCAAAGCCAGCACUGGACCCCAAUUCAAACCUUAAUUUGACUGCAGAGCCCCCGUGUGACGCCCAGCUGCACCCUCCGAACCCCGUCCUGCCUCCGCGAUCAGCAUCACUUUUAUUUGGCACUCCAGAGAAGUGUCAGUCCCUCGCAAAAAGAGAUGACAAAAUCGCAUCAUCAGAACCAGAAUGUACAAACCCAUCACCGUCUGCGACAUCAAAGAAGGAACAGAGGCCACUACAAAAUGAGGACAUUUCGUCUCCAUCUCCACAGCAGUGGAUAACCAAGACUCCAAGAAAACAACCUCAUCCCAGGCGCAGUGCGGAUAUCCAGGACCCAGACUUCCAGGGAGUGUCGUUCAGGAUGUACAGAGAGCUGGACGACAACAGGGAACAGUGUCGGCUACUCAUAACUUCAAACUACAGCAAGGAGUUCCGCAGGAGUGUGAGGAAGCCGAAGCAGAAAAAACGGACCUGCCAGAAAUCCAGUAAAAGCAGCAGCUCGGAUGAGGAAAGCUACCUGACAGCCAGCAGUUCUAAGGUUAAGGUGUGUGCAUCAUGCUGCACCAGGAAGACCCCCAUGUGGAGGGAUGCAGAGGAUGGGACCCCACUCUGUAAUGCCUGUGGAAUAAGGUAUAAGAAGUACAGAGUGCGCUGUGUCAAAUGCUGGCAUAUCCCCAGGAAAGAGGGCAACUCCAACUCGUGCUGCCUCAAGUGUGGAAACUUUGUGAGGCUGACCUCAGCUCAGCGUAAACACAACGCCUAAAGAGACACACUCGGAGCACAGGCUUUUGAGUCCACAUGUGAAUGAGCUCGACGCGCAUUUGCACACAACAGUCCAAGACGACGCUCUCUGCUCCGGUACUUGUUUGUCCUCCGCCAGGAACGCAAACAUAGAGGAGCAGCACCAGCUUCUUACUUGACUCGGUAUUUAAAUUAGUGUCACUGCUACACUGUUGUACCUCAGGAAACGGCACUAACGUCAUGUUGGCUCUAUGGUCGCUUGUAAGAUGCUGUAUACACCAGGGAACAACAUUCAAAAAGUAGAGAAAAACUUUUAAAAUGGGGGACCUCGGAAAAAAAACUCCCUGUACUUGAAUGUUUACACUGAUCUGUCCAUUUGUGCUCGAACCUGUUUGUAGCUUUUUCUUUUUUACUGAUUUGUAGCAUUCCUAAUAUUAAUGGCAUCCUGAAGGGCCAGGAAGUGGACGCAUUCAGUGGAAAAUGUCACGUUUUUUUUCCACCUGAAUAGCUCCAGCGUUCCUUGUGUAUAAGUGGUCAGCUGCACCAGAUGGCCGCAGCAGAAAGUUAUUUUUGCGCAGAAUCACAAACUGCAACCUGAGCUCAGUGCUGCGUUCACUGCCAUCAACUGCAGAACGAUUCACUUCUCAGGACCUUUCGACGGCAAGGCUGUCUGCGAAGUUCUAUGGAUAUGCUCAUUUAGUUGCAUGCGUUAAAUUAAAUUAUUUAUCGUCUUUUGUCAUUGAUUCUAAUUGUGGUUUGUUUGGGGUUUGUUGUGGUUCAUUUGGGUUGCUGCCGGUUUAAAUUGGUACAUGGAUUUACUCAUUAUUGCUGUUUUGUGUGAGAAGAGUAUAAAUAAGAUGUGUGUGUGCGCGUGUGCUUGUGUGUGUGUUGCAGGGUUUUGGUCUGUAUUAAAUUCUGUAUGAAAC
Pseudoliparis swirei is the source of this 4156-nucleotide messenger RNA. It is a transcript of the gene zglp1, whose product is annotated as zinc finger GATA like protein 1. Gene Ontology annotation, cellular component: nucleus. The transcript has 4 exons. Gene Ontology annotation, biological process: oocyte development; spermatogenesis; regulation of transcription by RNA polymerase II. Gene Ontology annotation, molecular function: zinc ion binding; sequence-specific DNA binding. Bases 1615 to 3252 code for a protein of 545 amino acids. The record is from RefSeq and is a predicted model, not a curated record. NCBI's taxonomy places the organism in Eukaryota, Metazoa, Chordata, Actinopteri, Perciformes, Liparidae.